Molecule: messenger RNA, 3414 nt
Organism: Pleuronectes platessa (European plaice)
Lineage: Eukaryota; Metazoa; Chordata; Actinopteri; Pleuronectiformes; Pleuronectidae
Product: phosphofurin acidic cluster sorting protein 1
Exons: 24
Coding region: 343-3051 (902 amino acids)
Biological process (GO): protein localization to plasma membrane
Molecular function (GO): transmembrane transporter binding
Source: RefSeq, a predicted model, not a curated record
UGCAUCGACAGACUCACACACACCGACACAACACACACACAUCGACAAACACACACUCACGCACAGCUACACGCGCACACGCACCGCGGCACGCACUGGAAGUUGAUGCGGGGGGACGGAGGGACGGACGCGGGGAUUCAGACACAAACCCCCGCGAUCACUGCGAUGUUUCCACCGGGCGACGAUUAGCAACCUCCCGCGUUAGCACCGCGGCAGAGGACCAGGAGAACCAGGACCAGGAGAACCGGGACCAGGAGAACCAGGAGGACCAGGAGGACCAGGAGAACCAGGCUACGGGCACUCCUCCCCGUUCAGCCCCGUGUGGAGCGUCCAGCCUCCGGGAUGUCGGAGCGAGGAGGGCUCCCCCGGACUGGGGGCGUCCCCUCCCCGCACAUGCAGCCCUCCAAGCCGGUCAGCAUCACCUCCAACCGGCCGGUCCACAUGAACCUGUACGCGACCUGGGAGGUGGACCGCUCCUCGCCCAGCUGCGUGCCCAGGCUGUUCAACCUGACUCUGAAGAAGCUGAUCAUGCUGAAGGAGCUGGACAAAGACCUCACCUCCGUGGUGAUCGCCGUCAAGCUGCAGGGCUCCAAGCGGAUCCUGCGCUCCAACGAGAUCCUGCUGUCUGCAGCCGGGCUGACGGAGACCGACCUGCAGCUCACCUUCUCCCUGCAGUAUCCGCACUUCCUCAAGAGGGACGCCAACAAGCUCCAGAUCAUGCUGCAGCGACGCAAGAGAUACAAGAACCGAACCAUCCUGGGAUACAAGACGCUGGCACUGGGCCUCAUCAACAUGGCCGAGGUGAUGCAGCACCCCAGUGAGGGGGCCCAGGUCCUGGGGCUCCACAGCCAGCUGAAGGACGCCUCGGUGCCGGUGGCUGAGAUCAGAGUUUACUCCCUGUCCAGCCAGCCCAUCGACCACGAGGGGCCCAAGGCCAAAAUGUCUGAUCGUUCUCCUGACAUCGACAACUACUCUGAAGAAGAGGAGGAGAGCUACUCGUCUGAACAGGAGGGCAGCGACGAUCCCGUUCACGGGCAGUAUCUGUUUGACGAAGAGGACGAGGUGAGGAAGAAGAAGCCGAGACGCAAACUGGCUUCCAACGCCGCCAUCACCAGACAACCCAACAUCAAGCAGAAGUUUGUCGCCCUGCUGAAAAGGUUUAAAGUCACCGAUGAGGUCGGCUUCGGGCUGGAGCACGUGUCCAGGGAGCAGAUCCAGGAGGUGGAGGAGGACCUGGACGAGCUCUACGACAGCCUGGAGAUGUACAACCCCAGUGACAGUGGGCCGGAGAUGGAGGAGACCGACAGCAUCCUCAGUACACCCAAGCCCAAGCUCCGGCCGUUCUUCGAGGGGAUGUCUCAGUCCAGCUCGCAGACGGAGAUCGGCAGCCUGAACAGCAAAGGCAGUUUGGGUCGAGACCCCUUCAGUCCGGGGGAGCAGCCGCCUCUAGAGAAGAUGAAACCCUCACGCAGCCGCAACCUGGAGGAGGCGCUGUCUGAGACCGACACUCUGGAGCUCACAGAUCAGGAGCUGUUUGCCGAGGUGGGCCCCUGCAUCACGGUGUCGGUGGCAGAGAAACCCCGUACGCCCAUGAAGAGCAGCAAGAGUGAGAUGCAGUCCAUGCCCUCACCAAGGCUGGACGGAGGACACACCCCCCGACAGAAGCGCAGCAGCACGCCCAUGAAGGAGCGGCAGCUGUCCAAGCCCCUGAGUGAACGCACCAACAGCUCGGACUCCGAGAGGUCUCCAGAGCUGGGUCACAGCACGCCGGUCCUGAGGAAAGUGGUGUACGACCAGCUGAACCAGAUCUUGUUGUCGGACUCGGCGCUCCCAGAGAGUCUGAUCCUGGUCAAUGGAGUGGACUGGCAGGGGCAGUAUGUUGCAGAGCAGCUGCAGGUCCAGCGCCACCCGGUGGUCUGCACGUGUUCUGCAGCUGAAAUCCAGGCCGUGCUGUCGGCUGUGCUCACCCGCAUCCAGAAGUUCUGUAACUGUAACUCGUCCAUGCCCCGGGCGGUGAAGGUGGCGGCGGUGGGCAGUCAGAGUUACCUCGGAGCCAUCCUGCAGUUCUUCGUCACUCAGCUCGCCAACAAGACGUCUGAUUGGCUGAACCACAUGCGCUUCCUGGUGGUGCCUCUCGGCUCCCACCCGGUGGCGAAGCACCUGGGCGCCCUGGAUAACCGCUACAGCUCCUCGUUCCUGGACGGGCCGUGGAGAGACGUGUUCAGCCGCUCGGAGCCGCCGCAGACAGACCAGCUGGAUGUGGCAGGAAGAAUCUCCCAGUACAUCAGCGACGCCACCGUCACCCACCAGCUGCCCAUCGCCGAGGCCAUGCUCACCUGCAAACACAAGACGCGAGACGAGGACUCGUACCAGAAGUUCAUUCCUUUCAUCGGGGUGGUGAAGGUCGGUCUCAUCGAGUCAGGUCCGUCCCCGACAGGGGACACAGAAGAGGGCGUGGCCGUGAGCCUGGCCGUCCCCUCCACGUCUCCGCCCUCCCAUGGCUCCCCCACGGGGAUGAUCAAGGAGGCGGCCACCCCCCCGUCCUCCCCCUCCAUGGGCAGUGUCAUGACGGUACAAGGGAGUCCCAGCAUGUCUCACGGCGUGGACGCCAUCGGCCUGCAGGUGGACUACUGGCUGGCCUCGCUGGCUGAGAAGCGGCGGGAGGGCGAGCGGCGCGACACCGGCUGCAAGAACACGCUGAAGAGCGCCUUCCGCUCGCUGCAGGUCAGCAGGCUGCCAGGGGGGGGCAGCAGCGAGCUACAGGCUCAGGUCAGCACCAUGGCCAUGACCGUGGUCACCAAGGAGAAGAACAAGAAAGUUCCCACCAUCUUCUUGGGGAAGAAGCCGAAGGACGUGGACUCUAAGAGCCAGGUCAUUGAAGGCAUCAGUCGACUCAUCUGCUCGGCCAAGCAGCAGCAGACCAUCCUGAAAGUGUCCAUCGACGGCGUGGAGUGGAACGAGGUGAAGUUCUUCCAGCUGGCCGCCCAGUGGCCCACUCAUGUCAAAUACCUUCCUGUGGGACUCUUCGGCUACAGCAAGCCCCCGUCCUAGGAGAGAGCGCCCCCUGGAGUCCGUGACCCGGCCUGGACCUCGGACUCCCCUCGUCCCUGUCCCCCCCGCGGAGGGAAGACGUCCAGUGGACAGACGACUUCUCUUUGGUUUCACGUUCACUGCGCUCGUCUUUCCUCUCUUCGGGGGAGGGGUGGGAGGAGCUCUGGGGUGGGCGUGGUUACCGGUGACGUUAGCGCCCCCGUCCGUGUGUGUGUGUGUGUGGCGAGUGAACACGUGAAUGUACAGUGUGUGUCUGUGUGUGUGUGUGUGUUUACAAGGGGCGUACAGCACAACUCGAUUCGCUAACUGCCAUUUACGUUUCCGUUCUAUGGAAUGCAACAGCAUGCCCCCCCGGCCCCCCCC